This is a messenger RNA of Alternaria conjuncta, 1599 nucleotides long. RefSeq lists its product as uncharacterized. Lineage: Eukaryota; Fungi; Ascomycota; Dothideomycetes; Pleosporales; Pleosporaceae. The transcript has a single exon. The coding region runs from base 1 to 1599 and encodes 532 amino acids. The record is from RefSeq and is a predicted model, not a curated record.
AUGGGCCCAAUUCAACCUGCCCCGGCUGCGAAACUCGAGAACUACGAUGUCAAGAACCGCGUCACGAGAUCCUCUUCGCGAGUAUCGAAACCAGCGAACGAACCAAGUCUGAGCAGCAGUGGGGUAAAGGAUCGCAUUGAGGCGAUUGAGACAGUGAACAGACCCAACAUGAGCUCGAAACACGCUCGCAAAGCAUCAGAGCCAAGGGCCCCACGAAGAGACAUCAUCGCAUGCUUCGAGGAAGCGCUAUCUGAACGAGAGAAGGAAUUGGAAGAACAGCAAGCUGAGAACAAGAAAUUGGAGCGCAGGAACAUCAGACUGCGAACCUCCUACAAAGAGCAAGCUAUCGUCAUCGCGGGACUCGAAUCAGACAAGAAAGACAUGGAGGAUACCAUCAACACUGCGAUAAAGAGUCAUCUCGAUCCCUACGCGAAGAAGCACGGUACUCUCCCUGAUGGAUGGAAAAAUGAUACUUUCCUCGCUGCCAUCGCCUCUUUAUUUGAAGACGCUGAAGCCACCAACUCCCAAGCCAUCGAAGUCAAGUCCUUGACACAACAGUACCAAGCACUUCAGGAAGAGAUGUGCAAAAAGGUUGAGGAAACUGCAGAGGCCGCCGAUUCCAAAGCCGCUGAGAUCGCGUCUUUGACACGACAGAUCCGAACACUCCAGAAAGAGAUGCUUGCGAAGGUUGAGAAAGUCGACGUCGCCUCUGAUGAGAAAUUGGCCCAAGAGUUCCGUGUCAUCAUGUCACUUGUCAGAACAUUGAGCCGUACCAUCCGUGUUGACGAGACUAUCGAUGUCGCGGAGAUCCUCGGUCGGGGCCCUUUACAGAAGAAGGUCUCCCACCAUCACUGGAUUGGACGUGCGAGGAAGAAGCUCUUGGUGGAAGGAUGGAUCUGGUCUGUUCUCAUAUUCGUGGUCUUUCGCACACCUUUCAUGAUAUUCGGCAAGGAAUAUGAAGCACUCAGCCAGGUGUGGUGCACCAUCUUCGGCUCUGAACACUGCAAUGGUUGGCCAAACCCCACUGCACUCUCCGAGACCUGGCGCUACACAACGAUGGAGAGCAUGCUGGCGACGAUUGACCCUACUGUCAUUACACAUGGAACGACCCAGGAGGAGCCGGAUGACAUUGAGAUCGGUAUCGCUGGCGCGCGUACGAUGUGUGCCGAAGUCCUCAGGAAUGCUCUUUCAAGAGUUUCGUCUGGCGGUAACCCCUCACAGAUCGAGACCAUCGUCAACAAAGCAUUCGCGCUUGCGAUGCAAAUGUCUGUUCAGCGAGUCCGCCUCCAGAUCACCUAUCCAACCGUUGGGGACAUCUUUGACAACGAGACAAUGAACUUCCUUCCUGAUCCUGAUGGCGCUGACGUCGACCACGGAACUGUGGCCUUCACUGUCAACCCUGGCUUGAGCAAAUGGGGCGAUGCGCACGGUAAGAACUUGGAGCAUCGUUACGACAUUGUGCCAUCUCAGGUCCAAUUGGAAGCUCCUCUUCAAGAGGGAAUUGCGGUCCACGAACCAGUAUCGUCGCGUCUUGCGCAGCGUGGCCGUGACCAGGCUCCGGUAUCUGGAGAUACGAAUGAAGGAGACAGCCAGCGCUGA